UCUCAUACUGACCACUGGAUAUUCAACAUGGCACAUCAUGGCAAAGAACUCGAGAUGAACCCGGACAUUGCCGACCCUUAUAUUUUUUCGACUCGCUCGUUACCCUCUGACCACCGUUUCCUGCCGCCUCUGACUAACGGAACGCUGGGAUGGAGAGUGUUUGGAAAAAUGAUGCAUAAGGGAGGAGUCUAUAAUGGAAAGGCUGGAGCUUGUCACCGAGCUGAUAUUCCAUGUCCGCUUGCAGUCCGGAUGAAGGUCGAGAACGGGAAGCAUAUGUACACUCUGGAUGCCCACACUGGUAUAUUCACUCAUUCAGUGCUUACCUCGUAUGUGGAAGCGACUCAGGUGUUCUACGCUCAUCGACAAUAUCCCAACUUGUUGGUCAUGGAGGUCUUGCUGAAGCGCCAAAUGAGCUCUGUAGAACCGAUCACGGUCAAACUUGAGAGUUCGUUCACUCCUCAAAGUCAUGACAUUGCCUUUGAAAAAGCCCCUGACUACAGAGGAGGGAGGCAUAUGUUUGGGAGCACUGUGUCAGCAGAAGUCCCUGGAGUUCCUCGUCCUUGUGUUCACCUUAUCUGGACCCCAGUAACCUCCUGUGUAACGUUACAUCCUGAGCAGAGCCAUUCUAGCUGGAGCUUUCUGGUUGCACUGGCGGAGAGCAGUGAGCUCGCCCAGCUUUGCUUUGACAAAGGUUUAGUGCUCGUUGAACAUGGUGACCUGCAGACUUCCCAUAUAAGGGCAUGGGCGGAGCUUUGGCUUGGCAGCAGUGUGGAGCUGGCCGGACCAGAGCCUUUGAGUCAAGCUGUGAUUGGUUGCAUGUUUUACCUUCUCAGUGCACUUCCUUCUCUGACAGAGACACCCACACCGUUCGGUGGCAUUAGUCCUGGAGGACUGUCUAAUGGAGGACAUGGACAAGGACAGGACUACUGGGGACAUGUUUUCUGGGAUCAGGACACAUGGAUGUAUCCUAACAUCGCACUCUUUCACCCCACUGCCAAAGCUGUCUUGGAGUACAGAAUGCGAACACUUGAAGGUGCUCAGAUUAAUGCCCAGGAGCAGGGCUUUAAGGGCUUGAAGUAUCCUUGGGAGAGUGCUGUCUCCGGUCAAGAAGUGUGUCCGUCGGACUUUUAUGGAAAGCAGGAGAUCCAUAUUAACGGAGAUGUAGCUCUUGCCUUCCGUCACUACCUCUACUUAACACAGGACUUGGACAUUUUUAAAGAUGGCGGUGCUAGUGAAGUGGUGUGGGGAAUUGCUGAUUACUGGGUGUCCCGAGUCACCUGGAAUCUCGAAGACCAGUACUACCAUAUCAAGGGAGUGAUGCCUCCUGACGAGUACAACAAAAACGUUGACAACUCCGUGUACACCAACACUGUGGCCAAAUACAGUUUGCAGUUUGCUGUGGACUUGGCUCAAUUGCUCCAGCAUCCUGCACCCCCAGAAUGGCAGGAAAUAGCUAAUAAGCUAAAAAUUCCCUUUGACCCUGAACUCAAAUACCACCCGGAAUUUGAUGGUUACAAAAAGGGAAGUGAAGUGAAGCAGGCAGAUGCCAUUCUGGUAGGAUUCCCACUGGGAUUUCCGAUGAGCCCUGAGGUCAGACGGAACGAUCUGGAGUUUUACGAGGCGGUCACUGACCCACUUGGUCCUGCUAUGACUUGGAGCAUGUUUGCAGUGGGUUGGUUGGAACUUGGUGAAUCGGAAAAAGCAGAAGGGCAUCUGAAAAAGUGCUUCAAAAAUAUUCAGGGCCCCUUCCAGGUGUGGAGUGAGUCAGCUGAUGGUUCUGGAGCGGUCAACUUCCUCACAGGCAUGGGAGGGUUUCUGCAGGCUGUGUUGUUUGGGUAUUCUGGUUUUAGGGUCCAAAAGGACUGUCUGACUUUUUCCCCAUCAAUACCUAAAGAACUCUCUAAGCUCAGUCUGAAAGGCAUCAGCUACCUUGGUAAUAAGUUGGACUGGGUGAUGGAUAGACAGCUAGUCAGCGUUGUAGUGAGAAAGCAGACGAAGGAUCAUGGCAGUGAGCAGACGUGUCCUCUUGAAAUUGUGCUACAGAGCUCUGGAGAGAGAAUUGUGCUUAAUCCAGGACAAACAGUGACCUUUCCCUGGCAACCUGGCAAGAUCCAAAAACAAAGCACUACCUCAUACUGCUGGCCUCUUUGAUCCAGAUAAAACUGCUAGAUAUGCAAUUUAUUUUUAUUUGCUGUUGAUUGAAAUGUAUUGUUUCCUAUUGUUUUUUUUAUAUUCCUAAUAAAUUUGAUCCAUGAAA
Silurus meridionalis is the source of this 2257-nucleotide messenger RNA. It is a transcript of the gene pgghg, whose product is annotated as protein-glucosylgalactosylhydroxylysine glucosidase. Gene Ontology annotation, molecular function: catalytic activity. Gene Ontology annotation, biological process: carbohydrate metabolic process. The record is from RefSeq and is a predicted model, not a curated record. NCBI's taxonomy places the organism in Eukaryota, Metazoa, Chordata, Actinopteri, Siluriformes, Siluridae.